Molecule: messenger RNA, 2421 nt
Organism: Cyanistes caeruleus (blue tit)
Lineage: Eukaryota; Metazoa; Chordata; Aves; Passeriformes; Paridae
Source: RefSeq, a predicted model, not a curated record
AUGUCUCAGCCCGGCCGGACCCGCACCGUGGCGGCUGUGAACCCCCGGCUCUCCCUGCGCCUCGGUCCUUGUGGGGUCACGUUUGGGGUGACCCCUUUCCUCUCUCUUCCUUUCAGGCUGGUGUCAACAGUGCAAGCCACCAUGGCAACAGUGUCAGGGAUCAUAGUUGUCCUCAGCUGCAAGAACGUGGUGCAUGACAGGCACUGGCUGGCCGUGGAGUACAUAUGGGUCCUGGUUCCCUACAUGACCUAUGACAUCUAUGUCAUGUACCUGUGCCACUGGCACAAGAGCCAGGAGAAGGGGAUCCUGCAGAAGAAGCACUCUCUGGCCAGCGUGUGGAGCUUCCUCCUGCAGGAGCGGCUGAUGGUGACCCACCACCUCUUCAUCCUCAUCGUGCUCACCCCCAUCACCCAGCACUUCAGGGGAGAGCUGGGGGACUUCUUCGUGGGCUGCAUCUUCAUAGCAGAGCUGAGCACACCUUUUGUAUCGCUGGGCAAAAUCCUCAUGCAGCUCAAAAUGCAGGACACGCUCCUGCACAAGGUGAACGGGAUCCUCAUCCUGGUGACCUUCUUCGUGUGCCGCAUCCUCCUCUUCCCCUUCAUGUACGCGGCCUACGCCCGCCAGGUGGGGAUGCCGCUUUACCUGGUGCCGUUCCGCAUCCCCCUGCACUGCAACAUCGCCAACGCGUCCCUCAUCGCCCCCCAGCUCUACUGGUUCCGCCUCAUCUGCCGCAAGGCUGCCCGGCUCUACGGCGGCUCCCCGGCCCACCGGAGCUGAGAACGGAGCUGAGAACGGAGCUGAGAACGGGGCUGAUAACGGGGCUGAGAACGGAGCUGAUAACGGGGCUGAUAACGGGGCUGAGAACGGAGCUGAGAACGGAGCUGAGAACGGAGCUGAUUGAUAACGGAGCUGAUUGAUAACGGAGCUGAUUGAUAACGGAGCUGAUUGAGAACGGAGCUGAUAACGGAGCUGGCACACAGGCAGCCCCCGGCCCUUCCCCGGGAGCAGCGGUUCUGCUGGAGCUGGGAGCAGCCUCCGGUCUCCAGCGCUGUGCCGGCAGCAUCAGGCUGGGCGAGGAAGGUUUCCUGCACACCGCUCCGGUGCCCCGUGUCCUCCCGCCGGGGUGGCAGCCGGCCUGGAAGGACGGCAUUCCCCGUGGCAUUCAGCUCUGCAGCACCGCCGAAGCGAGGGUUCCACCAGAGGGGUUUGCUGCAGCCCCGGGGAUGGGGAGCUUGUGCCGGAGCUGCUGCAGCCCCAGCCAGGCCUGGAGCUGCAGCACAGCUCUGAGAGCCGUUCCUGACCUUUAGUGACUUCAGCUCUACACUACAGCCUGCUCGGCCUCCCCCGUGCACCUCCCGCUGCAGCUGCUGGGCUCAAGCUCCGCUUACCCCUCCGGUGCUUUCCACUGCAGUGUCUGACAGCCCUGGGGGACUCCCGUGUUCCCAGCAGGGCUGGAGGGCUCACGCCACCACAGGGGAACGGUUCUGCUGUCUCAGGGCAGGAGGAGGACAGGAACCUGCCGAGUCCUUGUCUCACCAUCACACAGGGCACUAUGCAGAGGCUACAAUUUUCCCUUCCCUAAGCACAGCUGCUUUUAUCUGCCCUGCAUCCCCUCAGGAGGAAUUUAAAACCAUCUGGUAGACCUUGCUCUGCUCUGCCCUCCAGCUGGCACCACCACAGCCUGGGAACACCUGUACAGUGGAUCCCUCCAGCCCCAUCCCACCCGCCAUGGGGCUGCCAGGGACAGAACUGGGGCUGCACAGAAGGAUCCAGCAAUCCCAGAGCAGGAUGCUGAGCUGGUCCUUCACUGGUUCAGCCCAUUUCCACUUUCAGUCACAGCAGAAUGGGUACAGGCUCCCCAGCCCACCCUGCACCACAGGGUGUGUGCAUCAGACCACGGCUGCGUUCAUUCCCUGCAGCCAGCACCAGCCAGGGCAGCCACCUCCUCCUGCAGCUUCCUGUGCCUGCUCCGGGGCAGGAACAGCCCUGGCACAGCCCUGGCACAGCCCUGGCACAGCUCCAUGCCCAGAGACCUGUGACCACUCCGUGCCUUUCGUUCUGUCUGAAACCAGCAGCCAAGCUCUGGGAAACCUGGAUCUUUUGGGUGUUGGAUCUCAUCCCAACCACGGCUGCUGUUCUGGAUAGAGUGUAAAACAACAAAAAGGGCUUCUUCUGACCUGUGGUUGCUGUUGCAGAGACACCACAGUCACAGUAACCACGGAUGACCACAGAGACCAGCUGAUGUUACAAACAGCUUGCAACUCAUUACAGAUGUUGUAUCUCACUGUUUUCAUUGUGAAAAAUGUGCCUUAUGUAAGGAAAAAAAAAAACCCAGCCAAUGAGGCACCUCAGUUUGCACUAACACUGCCCUAUUUACUGUCAGGAGACCAAUAAAGAUUUCCUCUCUGAGUCACACCACUG